Colletotrichum navitas is the source of this 1230-nucleotide messenger RNA. RefSeq names its product phosphomannose isomerase type I. Bases 1 to 1230 code for a protein of 409 amino acids. Gene Ontology annotation, biological process: GDP-mannose biosynthetic process; carbohydrate metabolic process. Gene Ontology annotation, molecular function: zinc ion binding; mannose-6-phosphate isomerase activity. The transcript has a single exon. Gene Ontology annotation, cellular component: cytosol. Lineage: Eukaryota; Fungi; Ascomycota; Sordariomycetes; Glomerellales; Glomerellaceae. The record is from RefSeq and is a predicted model, not a curated record.
AUGAACCCCCAAAGCAAAAAGGUCUUCCAGCUGACCGGCACCUGCAACAACUACGAAUGGGGCCGCAAGGGCCGCGACUCCCUCGCCGCCCGCCUGUGCGCCAACACCCCCGGCGGCGGCUUCGAGCCCGCCGACGACCAGUACUACUCGGAGAUGUGGUUCGGCGACUACCCCGACUUCCCCGCCCGCGUCCUCGACACCGGCGAGCCGCUCCGGGACGUCCUCGCCCGGGACAGGGACGCCCUGCUCGGCCCCAAGGUCGUCCGCGACCUCGACGCCCAGCUCCCCUACCUCCCCAAGAUCCUCUCCAUCGCCAAGGCCCUGCCCCUCCAGAUCCACCCGGACAAGUCCCUCGCCGCCCGCCUGCACGAGCAGGACCCGGACGCCUUCACCGACCCCAACCACAAGCCCGAGAUCGCCGUCGCCCUCGGUCCCUUUGAGGUCUUUGCCGGCUUCAAGCCCCUCGACCGCAUCGCCCCGGCCUUCAACGUCCCCGCCCUCCGCGACUUCAUCCCCGACGGCACCGCCACCUGGACCGACGAGACCCUGCGCGAGGUCGUCCGCCGCAUCCUCCUCGCCGACGAGGCCGCCGUCGAGCGCGCCGCCGCCGCCCUCCGCGACGCCGCCGGCGUCCUCGGCCCCAACGACGCCCACGUCGCCGACCUGCUCCCCCGCCUGCAGGCCCAGUACGGCCCCGGCGACCCCGGCACCCUCGUCGCCCUGCUGUGCAUGAACUACCUCGCCCUCGCCGCCGGCGACGCCCUCUACAUCCCCGCCGACGGCAUCCACGCCUACCUGUCCGGCGACAUCGUCGAGUGCAUGGCCCGCUCCAACAACGUCCUCAACACCGGCUUCUGCCCCCCCGGCGACCGCAGCAACGUCGACCUCUUCACCCGCACCCUCACCUUCAAGGCCCACAGCGAGGCCGACGUCCUCCUGCCCGCCGAGCCCAGCCCGCGCGGCGCCCGCGGCCGCACCGUCGUCUACCCCCCGCCCCUGAGCGAGUUCGACAUGCUCAAGACGGACCUGAGCGCCGCCGAAGGCGGCAUCGAAGUCAUCCGCGCCGGCGAGGGCCCCGCCGUCGCAAUCGUCACCGACGGAGAGGGCGUCCUCGAGGCCGACGGCCAGACCUUCGACGUCAAGGCCGGCUACAUCUGGUUCAUCGCCCCCGGCGUCGAGGCCAAGUGGGAGACCAAGAGUACGCUGCAGGUAUUCACCACCGUGGUUUAA